GCAGACUUAAAAUAUGACAAAUCGAUUUGAUAGACUGUAAGUAACACUGACUACGAAUAUAUUCACUGAAAAAAAGCUAUGGGGAAAGUUACCAUACUCAUUUUUCUGUUCUGUGCAAUAAUUGGUGCAUACUCGGUCCAAGCAAGGGAAAUCAAAAAUGUCCAGUUUUCUUCGGAUGUUCAAGUUAGCGGCGUCGUAGAAGGGCCCAGGGGUCCCAUGCACAAAAGAGGUCUGGUAGGGACCCUCAUCCAUAUACUACUUUUUCCCGUUAGACUUGUAUCUAAGGCAAUUAAGGGAAUUUUAUGGCUGAUUGAGGAUAUCCUAUUGUUGAAGUUGCAUAUUAUAUCCAAGUUGUCUGAAAUAAUAUUUAAAAUCGUUGGGUCUGUUUUGGGUGUUUUUAAAAAAAUUCUAAAAGCCAUCUUGAAUAUAAUCACAGAGAUAGGAAUUAUUAAAAUUAACAUUGUUGCUUGGAUUCUUGAAGUAAGCCUUCACGUGUUGUAUAAAAUUACUUCUUUCUGGUUGCACAUAAAAAUUAUCUGCUUGAACUUUGUCCUUAAAGUUGUGCGGGUUAUCCAAAAGGCUGUAACAGAAGUUCUUGAAGCCAUUUUCAAGAUAAUAGGAAAAAUAUUAAAGAUAAUCGCCAACAUAUUGGAGCUCAUUCCUCCAAUAAAAAUAUGGCAUAAUUUACUAGUUUUUAGGGAAAACGAACUCGUAAGCAACCUGGAAAACUACGUUGGUAAAUUGAUUUAUAGUUUACGUCGUGCAAACCUGUAAUAAAAAUUAAAUGAAAUAAAGUGAUGUCUACUCAG
Molecule: messenger RNA, 809 nt
Organism: Aethina tumida (small hive beetle)
Lineage: Eukaryota; Metazoa; Arthropoda; Insecta; Coleoptera; Nitidulidae
Exons: 3
Coding region: 79-774 (231 amino acids)
Source: RefSeq, a predicted model, not a curated record